Molecule: messenger RNA, 4075 nt
Organism: Anoplopoma fimbria (sablefish)
Lineage: Eukaryota; Metazoa; Chordata; Actinopteri; Perciformes; Anoplopomatidae
Product: proprotein convertase subtilisin/kexin type 5
Exons: 16
Coding region: 73-2967 (964 amino acids)
Source: RefSeq, a predicted model, not a curated record
UGCAUGCAGACUGCGUCUGUGGAGGAACUCCUGGCUCAUUGUUGCUCCAGUGAAAGUCUCUGCUAAACAGCCAUGCGGUCCAUCGCAGCAGCGUUUCUGAUCUCUCUCCACUGUGUUGGGUUUAUGGGAUGUGAACCCUCGUCGUCCUGUCUGAGUGGACAGUUUAUGCUGAAGAACCAGUGCGUCCUCUGCCAUCCCACCUGCUCUGAGUGCGAUGGGUACGAGCUGUUUCAAUGCACCACCUGUGGAGUUGAUGAAGAUGGACAGGAACGUUUCCUUCACCAAGGUCGUUGUCGGACACACUGCCCCCGGGGACUCUAUCCUGACAGGGGUCACUAUGCCUGUCUGCCCUGCAUAGCCAAUUGUGAACUCUGCACAGAUGGUAACAUAUGUGCGAAAUGUCGGGAACAUUACAAACUCCAAAAUGGAGUCUGCCAAACUGAAUCCUGUGUCAUAGGGCAGGUGCAGGACCCGGAUACAGGAGAGUGCAUCGACUGUGAGUUGGGCUGCAAAGCAUGUUCAACAGAGGACCCUGAGAUUUGCAACAGCUGUGUGGAAGGUUACUUUCUUUUCAGACACCAGUGUCGCAGGCAUUGCCCCCAGAGCACCUAUGAAGACUGGGGGAGGGGAUUGUGUUUGCCCUGUCCAGCACCAUGCACAGAUUGCAGGAGUAACACACGCUGUCUUGCCUGCCAGCCUGGUUAUUUCCUCAAUGGAGGUGAUUGUAUAAAACAGUGCCCCCAGCAAACCUUCAGUGACUCCAGUGGUUGGCUCUGCCAGUCUUGCCACAGCUCCUGCCAGACAUGCCAUGGACCUCGGUCCACCAACUGUGACCUGUGUCUUGGCGGGAAACCUCCUCUGCAUGGGCAGUGCCCUCUGGCUAACUGCCCAUUGGGACAGUACUUUGACGGGAAAUACAGUGAAUGCCAUGCGUGUGAUGCAUCCUGUAAGACCUGUUUUGGCCCACAAGCCCUGGAUUGUUCUUCUUGUUUCAAAGGAUAUUUGUUGGGUCAGGACAGUUCUUGCGUAGUGCAAUGUCCAUCUGGCUCCUACGCAAACUCUGCCACUCAGUUGUGUGAGGACUGCUCGCCAAGCUGCGAGGCCUGCGUGGACACCAGUGAUAACUGCAUCAGCUGCUCUAAAGGCAGCUAUAAACUUUUUCUCCACCAGGGGAGGUGCUGGUCAAAUUGCCCAGAAGGUUUCUUUGAGACAGCAGAGGGAUCAUGUGAAGCCUGUGAUAGCUCCUGUUUGUCAUGUGAUGGAACCAAGACCCAGUGUCUAUCCUGUCCUGAUGGCCACUACUUGGAGAGUGGUAUGUGUAGACUCAACUGUUCACUGCGGACAUAUCCUGCAGAUGAUGGUACUUGCAGACGCUGUUCUCCCCACUGUGACGUUUGCUCAGAUGACAGGACCUGUUUCAAAUGCAGUUUCCUUUACCUGAUGCUGAAUGGUGUGUGUAAGGCAAGUUGUCCCAUGGGCUAUUAUGAGGACAUGGAGGAGGGCCGCUGUGGUCAGUGCCACCCGACAUGUGGCAGCUGUUCAGGGCCCCUGGCAGAUGAUUGUGAGACCUGCACGACGUUUAGCCCCAAACUCUAUAAGGGUACAUGCUCCAAAGACUGCCCCACUGGUACCUACUAUGAAACUGAAGCUCUGGAAUGUCAAGAGUGCCACCAGACCUGCAUGAGCUGCUCCGGCUCAGACGCAAACCAGUGUACCCAGUGUGAGAAGGGACUUGUGCUGGAUCCAAACACAUUGUUGUGUGGCGUGACAGGUGACACUGACUGCCCACCAAGGACUUACCUACACGAUGACCAGUUCACCUGCGUGGGCUGCCAUCAGCACUGUUACUCUUGUGAGGGGCCGGGCCACGAUGAAUGCCAGACCUGUGCCGUCCCCAAAUACCUUCAUAACAGGACUUGUGUGAGUGAGUGUCCGGCUGGUACAUACGACACAAAGCAGGAUGCUGACGGAACAGAGCUGGGACUCUGUUUGCCUUGUUAUAACGCCUGCUCAACCUGCUCUGGAGCAUCCCCUAAAGAUUGUCUCACUUGCUCUGCAGGAUACCUGCGUCUCCUUCAACUCUGUGUCACCCAUUGUCCCACAAGGUAUUACAGAGAGGGCUCCCGUUGUGAGAAAUGUGACCAGUCCUGUGAGCAAUGUACAGGACCAGGUCCUGAGUCCUGCAGGGCCUGUUCACCUCCUCUUCUGGAGCUGCAAGGCACCAAGCUUUGUGUUGAGCACUGCCCACACCGCUUCUAUCAACUUAACUACAUCUGCAAACAGUGCCACACUAGCUGUCAGACCUGCACAGAUGCCUUGCCCCAGAGAUGUCUGACGUGCGACUGGGGCAGCACUUUAAAGGACAAAGUCUGCUAUCCACAUUGUGAGGAGGGGCGGUACUUUUCUGAAAAGGAAACCUGUGAGCCAUGCGACGGCUCCUGUAGGCAUUGCACCGGCCCCAGACCCGACCAGUGUCUGACUUGUCACCAGGAUUCUGCUCUUCAUGCUGUGGAGAACCGCUGUGCCCGCUGCUGUCAGGCUGGAGAGAAUGACACAGAUUGCUGUGUUUGUGACAGCCGCUCAGCUCUGUGUGUGGAGGCCCCCAAACCCAAGUCAGGAGAGGAUCAGGUAACAGACCUGAAUGUGUCUUCUAGAGCUCUGAAGCACACCUCAGCUGGCCUUCCUAUUGCCCUGCUGCUAGCACUGGGGUUGGCUCUGGCUGUGUUUGCCUUAGUCAAGGCCCAUGCCAGGAAGAGGCUUUGCUGGGGCCAAAGCUAUGAGAGACUGAGUGGCAGCGCCAGCAUCAAUAUGCCCCACGGUGUUCCUGAGCCGGACAGUGGAGACGAGGUAGAUGUGGUGUACACCAGUAGAGGUGGAUCAGUAUAUCGACGUUACAGCUUUAUCCAUGAGCAGGACACAGAUGCAGACCAGGAAGUGGAUGAGAGCACUUGUCUCAAUCAAUCUUAGAUACAUUGGUACCAGAUAUUUAAGUGUCUGAGGAGAAGGUGAAUUCAAAAUAGUUUGGUCAAUCUUUAGAAGAGAAUGUAGUAGUAUUUUGCUUUUGUAUGUUGCUUUUUGAUAUCUUGUGUUUAUUCUACUCUACAAAGUGACUGUACCUGUAUAAUGCACAUUCUAAGUAGAGGCAUUUGUGAGUAAACAUUGAAAAAAAUGUGUAUAUGUAUUAAAAUGGUAAACUUCUGUCAGCCUAUCCUAGAGGAAGAGCUCUCUUACCUUAAGGAGACCAAGUAGGAACCCUCAGAGAUUAGCAAAGCCGAACUUUGGUUUGAAUGUACAAUACAAUCUACUUUUAUUUCUUUUUUACAAUAAUAUAAAGUUUACAAGUAAUAACAUUGAAUAGUAAAAGGAUUAAAAACGCCCUCCAUAGGACUAGGAAAAAAUGUAAAUAAGCAAAAUGCCAAAACUCCAAAAAGGUCAGAGAGCUUAAAAAACAACAACAAAUAUCUUGAUCCUUUGUUGUUUUCCCAUAUUUAUACAUUUUUACUUCAGCAUCUCUCAUCUCCAGAUCCAUAUAUGGUCAACAGCUAAAAGAUUAACAAAUCACUGGAUUACAGUGUUUUCAUCAUUUUCCUUAAGAUUACAUUCAAUGGGUAGCCCUCCUUUGAAGGCUCCUGCCUGGCCUUCAUUGGUGAAGCAUCUCAACCGGAUGUCUCUUAAAAGGUCGCAGUAUGUACAACUUCCAACCUAUGACAAUAAUCAGGACAGGGUAAGUAAAACGAACAAAUACUUUAUUAACUUUACCUUUCACUGAAUAUGAAGGCACAUAAGAUAACUAAUUAAAAAUACUAAUUAUGACUCAGGUUCCUAACACUCACUAUUUGUCUCUAUGAUUAAAGGUUACAAUUGGGGGUUACAAAAAGUGUGGGACAGUUAUUAAGGUCAGACAUUUGUAUUUGUGUAUGUUGUAAAAACCACAGAACCCAUGUGGGCUCGUGCUUCAAGCCGGCUCCAAUCUCGCAAUGCUGAACUGUUUCCAAGUUUUUUUGUUUAAUUUACAUUGUUUAGUCAAUAGACAGCGAAAUACAUAGAGAGAUAUAUUUGGAUAGGCUGUGUUUCU